This is a messenger RNA of Alternaria triticimaculans, 672 nucleotides long. RefSeq lists its product as uncharacterized. The transcript has a single exon. Gene Ontology annotation, molecular function: acyltransferase activity, transferring groups other than amino-acyl groups. NCBI's taxonomy places the organism in Eukaryota, Fungi, Ascomycota, Dothideomycetes, Pleosporales, Pleosporaceae. The record is from RefSeq and is a predicted model, not a curated record. Bases 1 to 672 code for a protein of 223 amino acids.
AUGACUACUUCCUCCGAACACUCAGCGCCUACCGCUACGGGGAGUGCCACCUUCUACACUCACUCAACGAACCUAAGACCGAACGACGCUAGCAGCCUGCGUAUCACUUCGCUCAUGUUUCCCCAAUUAUAUCUUCGUCUUCCGCACAUGGAUGAUGCUGCUGUACUCCUACGGCUUUUCACCGACUAUCGCAAUGUCCAGUACGACAAGUCAUGCGCCGGGUUAGAUAGCGCGGAUGCCAUUGCUAAUCUGAUUAAGCAGUGGCAGGUUGUAGAUCUACCAUUACAACGCGCCAACAUCGUUGUUGUGGUAGACGGCAAGACUGUCGGUACGGGCGGCUUGGGCUGGAUUGGAAGGAGAAAAGCCGAUGGCAAGCUGAUAGGUGACGCAGGCUUGAUGUUGGACACAGACUUUCGUAGUUCUGGCUACGGCUAUGAGUCGCUGUGUAUGGUCAUUGAUCAUGGUUUUGCUGUCCUGGGCAUGGACGAGAUCCACAUAGCAUGUGUAGAUGCUAAUACUGCGUUCAAGGGGUUGAUGAACAACAAGCUCAGGUUUCAGGCUGAGAGAAUAGACGAAAAGAUGUUCGGGAAUGAGUGGAUCUGGCGAAUCACGAAGGAGGCAUGGGAAGAUAGUGCGCACUCUGCUCAAGGUCGGGGUCGAGGUCAAGGAUAA